Messenger RNA from Colletotrichum navitas, 1564 nucleotides. RefSeq lists its product as uncharacterized. Lineage: Eukaryota; Fungi; Ascomycota; Sordariomycetes; Glomerellales; Glomerellaceae. Gene Ontology annotation, molecular function: monooxygenase activity; FAD binding. The record is from RefSeq and is a predicted model, not a curated record. The transcript is spliced from 4 exons. The coding region runs from base 170 to 1435 and encodes 421 amino acids.
UUUUCUGUAUGGCAAAGUUUCUGCCAGAUUUCUUUUUGUCACAUAAGGUCACUUUGAAUGCCGGUACUGUCUUGAUGAAUAGCAGCACCUGUAAUCCCAGGUUUUUUGAGCAUUGAGACUGCGUCACGCUUAAAACUACUUGCCCUUUUCAAGUUUACAAUCCUCCAUCAUGUCUAACCCACCAAAGCCCAGCAGCAGGAUCAAAGUCAUCAUCGUCGGCGCUGGCUUUGGUGGCUUGACCGCAGCAAUCGAGUGCCACCGGCAAGGACACGAUGUCGUGGUUUACGAGUCGUUUCCGGAACUGAAGCAGCUGGGAGACAUCAUUUCCUUCGGUCCGAAUGCCGGUCGGAUUUUUCAUCGGUGGUCCAAUGGCAAUGUCGUCUCAAGACUACGUCCCUUGAGCAUAAACCUCGAGAACUACGGCUUCAGGAUCCAUAAGUGGGAUACUGGAGAAGUCGUCCUGACUCAAAGAAGACCGCCUCCUGAUCCCGAGGCGCCGGUUUUGAAUGGCCACAGAGGCGAGCUUCAUGAGAUUGUGUUUAACUACGCGCGAGACGAGUUGAAGAUUCCCAUUCAUCUGGGAGAGCCGGUCGUCAAUUACUUCGAAAGUCAGGGUGGCGCUGGGAUCCAACUCAAGGAUGGCAGAAAGAUCGAUGCCGAUGUAGUGGUUGCAGCCGACGGUGUUCGGUCUAAAGCGAGGGAGCUUGUACUGAAUCACAAGGAAAAGCCGGUAAGCAGUGGCUACGCAGUAUGGCGAGCAUGGUUUUCUGCCGACGCCCUGCUCGCAGACCCUCGAACAAAGGAGUUUUGCGAGAAUGGCGACACGUUCAAUGGUUGGAUUGGACCAGACGCUCACUUCCUGUUCUCGACCAUCAAAGGUGGUAAAGACGCUUCUUGGGUACUAACCCACAAAGACGAGUACGACAUUGACGAGUCGUGGUCGCUACCUGGCAAGUUAGAAGACGUUUUUAAAGCGCUUGAAGGUUGGGAUCCGCUUUGCAAGGUGAUUGUAGAGAAGACACCGUCACUGGUAGACUGGAAGCUGGUCUACCGGGAUGCCUUGCCAAACUGGGUCAGCAACGGUGGCAGGAUUGCACUACUUGGAGAUGCAGUGCAUCCUUUCUUGCCGACAAGUGUCCAAGGAGCCACGCAAGCAAUGGAAGACGGCGUGACAAUUGCGAUUUGCCUGAGACGCGCCGGGAAAGAAAAUGUUCCUACAGCUCUGAGGACGUACCAAGAGAUGCGGUACGAGCGCGUGAAAGCUGUACAGCAGACCGGGCUGUCGACACGAGAUCUUUGGCACAAGACGGACUGGAAUAAGGUGAAGGAGAACCCUCAGAGGAUCGCACUGCCCAGAGAAGAUUGGAUACUUGAGUUUGACGCAGAGAAGCAUGCAGAAGAGUCAUUCGAACAUUUGCUAAAACAUGAUCUCUGAUCUAUCAAGGCUAUGUUGACCAAAUGACAAAGGAGAGUCAUAGAGAGAUUGUGGAAGGGAAGUCUUCCACUCGAUCAAUGACUUAUCAGCGUUAGGAACGCAAUAGAUCUUCACUCAUUUAAUAGUGCC